Vicia villosa (hairy vetch) is the source of this 1407-nucleotide messenger RNA. Its product is annotated as amino acid permease 6-like. NCBI's taxonomy places the organism in Eukaryota, Viridiplantae, Streptophyta, Magnoliopsida, Fabales, Fabaceae. Gene Ontology annotation, cellular component: plasma membrane. The record is from RefSeq and is a predicted model, not a curated record. The transcript is spliced from 7 exons. The coding region runs from base 1 to 1407 and encodes 468 amino acids.
AUGGUGUCAAGUAGCUUCUCUGUCGAUACUCAUAAAUAUGAUGACGAUGGAGUCAUAAAACGAACUGGAACAUGGGUAACUGCGAGUGCACACAUAGUGAGUGCUGUGAUAGGAUCUGGAGUUUUGUCAUUGGCAUGGGCUGUUGCACAAUUGGGGUGGAUUGGAGGAGUUGUCUCUCUGAUACUUUUCUCAUUCAUUACUCUCCUCACUGCUUCUCUCACGGCUGAUUGUUAUAGGUAUCCUGAUCCUGUUUAUGGAAUCAGAAAUCCUACCUACAAAGUAAUGGUAAAAAAUAUUUUAGGAGGAUUUCAAUAUAAGCUUUGUGCAUUAGCUCAGUACACAAAUCUUGUGGGUAUUACCAUUGGCUUCACUCUCACAGGAUCCAUUAGCAUGGAGGCCAUAAAAAAAUCAAAUUGUUUUCAUAAACAUGGCCAUGAAGCAGAUUGCAGUACAGCCACUUAUCAAUUUAUGGCAAUCUUUGGACUCUUUCAGAUUAUACUAAGUCAAAUCCCUAAUUUCCAUAAACUUUCAUUCCUCUCUAUUGUUGCUUCUGUCAUGUCUUUUGGUUAUGCUUUCAUUGGCAUUGGUCUCUCCAUAGCAAAAAUUGCAGAAGAAGGAAUCGAUGUCAACACAGGCCUUACCGGGGUCGUUGUUGGAGUUGAUGUCACAACAACUUCAGAGAAGAUGUGGAAUACCUUUCAAGCACUUGGAAACAUAGCUUUUGCAUAUGGUUUCAGUGUGGUCAUUGUUGAGAUAGAGGACACACUAAAAUCAAGUCCACCCGAAAACCAAGUCAUGAAGAAAUCAGCCGCUAUUGGAAUUUCAAUCACAACAUUCUUUUAUGCAUUAUGUGGUCUUCUAGGAUAUGCAGCCUUUGGGAAUAAUGCACCAGGAAACUUCUUAACUGGAUUUGGUUUUUACGAACCGUUUUGGCUUGUUGACAUUGGUAAUAUUUUCAUUAUUGUUCAUCUGGUCGGAGCUUAUCAGUUAUUUUCACAAACAAUAUAUUCUGCUGUGGAAAGUUGGAGUAGUAAGCGUUGGCCGCAAAGCAAAUUGAUAACAAAAGAAUAUCUUGUAAGAAUUCCAUUGGUUGGCACAUGGAGGAUGAACAUGUUCAAGUUGAUAGGGAGGACAAUGUAUGUGAUAAUCACAACAUUGGCUGCUAUCGUAUUUCCAUUCUUCAACAGCAUUGUGGGUUUGUUAGGAGCUAUAGCAUUCUUUCCCUUGACAGUGUAUUUUCCAAUAGAGAUGUACCUAAUACGAGCUAAAGUGCGAAAGUAUUCUCUUUUAUGGACUGUGAUGAAGGCGUUAAGUGUGUUUUGUUUGACUGUCUCUCUUGUUGCUGCAGUCGGAUCGAUUCAAGGAAUUAUCAAAGAGCUCAAGACAUAUAAGCCCUUCAAGUCCUAG